AUGGGUAAGGUUCACGGCUCUCUCGCCCGUGCGGGUAAGGUCAAGGCGGCCACUCCUAAGGCAAGUCCCCCGUGCACCCAUCGCCACCGCGUCGAGCCCCAGGAGAAGAAGAAGAACCCCAAGGGCCGCGCCUACAAGCGUAUUCUCUACACUCGCCGUUUCGUGAACGUUACCAUGACCGGUGGCAAGCGCAAGGUACAUACCGACUGA
This is a messenger RNA of Penicillium cinerascens, 210 nucleotides long. Its product is annotated as 40S ribosomal protein eS30. Bases 1 to 210 code for a protein of 69 amino acids. Gene Ontology annotation, biological process: translation. The transcript is spliced from 2 exons. Gene Ontology annotation, cellular component: ribosome; cytosolic small ribosomal subunit. The record is from RefSeq and is a predicted model, not a curated record. Gene Ontology annotation, molecular function: structural constituent of ribosome. Lineage: Eukaryota; Fungi; Ascomycota; Eurotiomycetes; Eurotiales; Aspergillaceae.